CCCCCCACCAGGCGUGCGGGCUUCCCCCACCCCCGGCGGCGACCCCACCUCCCGCCCCCGCGGCGUGCGCGCGUGUGUCCGUCUGUCUGUCUUCUCUCUCGACGUCAGUGGGAAUUUCCAGCCAGGAAGUGAGAGAGUGAGCGAGAGAGAAAGAGAGAGAAGUGCACCAGCGAGCCGGGGCAGGAAGAGGAGGUUUCGCCACCGGAGCGGCCCGGCGACGCGCCGACAGCUUCCCCUGCUCUUCCCGUCGGUCGGGCCUCUCACCGCCGCCCUCCGCCAGCGUCCCGCCGCCAGCCUCACUCGAGAGCCCGGGGCAGCCCAGGCCGGAGCCGCCGCGGCCGGGAAGGCGGCGACGCCGUGGUCCCGCAGCCGCGCGCCCGGCGUUACCUCCGCCCGCGCUGCGGCCAUGGCGCGGCGCUGACUGGCCCGGCGAGACCGCGCGCCCGCCCGGACCCGAUCCGACCCGCUCCGGCUCCGGCCGGCCGCCGCCUCUUCCUUCCUCGGCCCCCAGGCCCGCGCCGCCCCGGAGCGGGAGCCACAGGCGCAAGGAGGCCGAGCGCGGACCCGCCAGCAGGCUCCAGAAUGGCAGAAGACGACCCAUAUUUGGGAGGGCAUGAACAAAUGUUUCAUUUGGAUCCUUUGAAUCAUACAAUAUUUAAUCCAGAAUUAUUUCCACCAGAGAUGCCACUGCCAACAGCAGAUGGCCCAUACCUUCAAAUAUUAGAGCAACCUAAACAGAGAGGAUUUCGUUUCCGUUAUGUGUGUGAAGGCCCCUCCCAUGGCGGACUCCCUGGUGCAUCUAGUGAAAAGAACAAGAAGUCCUAUCCUCAGGUCAAAAUCUGCAACUAUGUGGGACCUGCAAAGGUUAUUGUUCAGUUGGUCACAAAUGGAAAAAACAUCCACCUGCAUGCACACAGCCUGGUGGGAAAACACUGUGAGGAUGGCAUCUGCACUGUAACUGCUGGACCCAAGGACAUGGUGGUCGGCUUUGCAAACCUGGGUAUACUUCACGUGACAAAGAAAAAAGUAUUUGAAACACUGGAAGCACGAAUGACAGAUGCAUGUAUAAGGGGCUAUAACCCCGGACUUUUGGUGCAUCCUGAUCUUGCCUAUUUACAAGCAGAAGGGGGAGGAGACCGGCAGCUCACAGAUCGGGAAAAGGAGAUCAUCCGCCAGGCAGCUCUUCAGCAGACAAAGGAGAUGGACCUCAGCGUGGUGCGGCUUAUGUUUACAGCCUUCCUUCCAGACAGCACCGGCAGCUUCACGAGGCGCCUGGAACCCGUGGUGUCGGACGCCAUCUAUGAUAGCAAAGCCCCCAAUGCCUCCAACUUGAAAAUAGUAAGGAUGGACAGGACAGCUGGAUGCGUAACUGGAGGGGAAGAGAUUUAUCUUCUCUGUGACAAGGUUCAGAAAGAUGAUAUCCAGAUUCGAUUUUACGAGGAGGAGGAAAAUGGUGGAAUCUGGGAAGGAUUCGGAGAUUUUUCCCCCACAGAUGUUCAUAGACAAUUUGCCAUCGUCUUCAAAACUCCAAAGUAUAAAGAUGUCAACAUUACAAAACCAGCCUCUGUGUUCGUCCAGCUUCGGAGGAAAUCUGAUUUGGAAACCAGUGAACCAAAACCUUUUCUCUACUAUCCUGAAAUUAAAGAUAAAGAGGAAGUGCAGAGGAAACGGCAGAAGCUCAUGCCCAAUUUCUCAGAUAGUUUCGGUGGCGGCAGUGGGGCGGGAGCUGGAGGUGGAGGCAUGUUCGGCAGCAGCGGUGGAGGCGGUGGUGCUGGAAGUACCGGCCCAGGGUAUGGCUUCCCACACUAUGGAUUUCCUACAUAUGGUGGAAUUACCUUCCACCCUGGAACCACUAAAUCUAAUGCUGGGAUGAAGCAUGGAACCAUAGACACCUCAUCUAAAAAUGACCCUGAAGGUUAUGACAAGAGUGAUGACAGAGAGGCCAUAAAUCUCUCCGGGCAGGCAGCAGAGACCACCAAGCAAGAUAAAGAGUCCUGCAAGCGGGGCGCUGAGGCUGAUCUGGCGUACUCAGUAGGAGUAAAGGAGGAGAAGCACAGCUCCCAGGAUAACCUCUUUCUGGAGAAGGCUGUGCAGCUUGCCAAGCAGCAUGCCAAUGCCCUUUUUGACUACGCAGUGACAGGAGAUGUGAAGAUGCUGCUGGCUGUCCAGCGCCAUCUCACUGCAGUGCAGGACGAGAAUGGGGACAGUGUCUUACACUUAGCAAUCAUCCACCUUCAUGCUCAGCUUGUGAGAGAUCUGCUAGAAGUCACAUCUGGCUUGAUUUCUGAAGAAAUUAUCAACAUGAGAAAUGAUCUCUACCAGACACCCUUGCACUUGGCAGUGAUCACCAGGCAGGAGGCUGUGGUGGAGGACUUGCUGAGGGCCGGGGCCGACCUCACCCUCCUGGACCGCUCGGGUAACUCUGCUUUGCACCUGGCUGCCAAAGGAGGACACGAUGAAAUUCUCAGCAUUUUACUCAAGCACAAGAAGGCAGCACAACUUAUCAACCACCCCAACGGGGAAGGUCUGAACGCCAUUCACGAGGCCAUGAUGAGCAACAGCUUGCCGUGUCUGCUGCUGCUCGUGGGCGCCGGGGCUGACGUCAACGCUCAGGAGCGGAAGUCGGGGCGCACGGCGCUGCAUCUGGCCGUGGAGCACGACAACAUCUCCUUGGCUGGCUGCCUGCUCCUGGAGGGUGAUGCCCAUGUAGACAGCACCACCUAUGACGGAACUACACCCCUGCACAUAGCAGCUGGGAGAGGGUCCACGAGGCUGGCAGCUCUUCUCAAGGCAGCAGGAGCAGAUCCCCUGGUGGAGAACUUUGAGCCUCUGUACGACCUGGAUGACUCUUGGGACGAGGAUGGAGAGGAUGAAGGAGUCCUGCCAGGAACCACUCCUCUGGAUAUGGCCACCAGCUGGCAGGUAUUUGACAUAUUAAAUGGGAAACCCUAUGAGCCAGAGUUUACAUCUGACGAUUUACUAGCACAAGGAGACAUGAAACAGCUGACUGAAGAUGCGAAGUUGCAGCUCUACAAGUUGCUAGAAAUUCCUGAUCCAGACAAAAACUGGGCUGCCCUGGCACAGAAAUUAGGUCUGGGGAUACUAAAUAAUGCCUUCCGGCUGAGUCCUGCUCCUUCCAGAACUCUCAUGGACAACUACGAGGUCUCUGGGGGGACAAUAAAAGAGCUGGUGGAGGCCCUGAGGCAGAUGGGCUACACCGAAGCCAUUGAAGUGAUCCAAGCAGCCUUCUGCACGUCGGGCAGUGCGGCCACCAGCCCGGUGGAGGCUGCCCCCCAGGCCCACUCGCUGCCCUUCUCGCCUGCUUCCACAGGGCAGCAAAUAGACGAGUUCCGGGACGACAGCGUCUGUGACAGCGGCGUAGAGACAUCCUUCUGCAAACUCAGCUUCACAGAGUCUCUGACCAGCGGCAGCUCCUUGCUAACUAUUAACAAAGUGCCCCACGAUUACGGGCAGGAAGGACCUCUAGAAGGGAAAAUUUAGCCUGCUGGCAGCUUCCAACACCGAGUAAACCAAAGCUCUGAAAUUCCACCGCGUUGUCCAGAGGAAGGAAGUGCAUCCGAAGUGCUCCGAGGAAUACCGGCCUGCUUGGAUCGCGCUGGGUGUAAUUCAAGGCCUUAAACGUGGAUUUCUUCUUUGGUUCUGAAAUGAAUUUUAGUUCAGUUGACUUACCGAUAGCGUCUACGAUCACAGCCCGCGGCUGGGCCGACGCCUCUUCGGGAGUGCGGUAGCUUGUUGAGCUUUACCAGCUGCUUUCUGUUCUCAUUGCUGCUGUCCCUCUGCUGCUUCCCCACUGUCAUUAAAAGUUGUCACAGUCCCUACUGGGUGUUCCUUCUGGCCGUCCAUAGCACAGUUGUGCAUUCAGAUUAAGGAUUAUGAAUUUUAAAGUGAGAGUUAUUUGGUGUGUGAUUUAAAAAAAAAAAAAAAAAAGAAGGCUCAUUAGGACUUCCCUGGCUGUCCUGUGGUUAGGACUCGGUGCUUCCACUGCAGGAGGCCCGGGUUCGAUCCCUGGUUGGGGAACUAAGAUCCCGCAAGCUUGAGUGGCUGGGAAAAAAAAAAAAAAAAAAAAAAAAAAGCUCACUGCUUUUCCUAAUGUGGUUCUCUCUGUGAUUUGAAAAAAGAAUAUGUACAUGUUAGUAUUUAAACAUGGUUACAAUCAGUCCUGAAAAUGGUAUUUCCCCCCUUGGCUGCAUUUUGCUAUUGUAAAUAUGUUUUUUAGAUCAAAUACUUUAAAGGAAAAAAUGUUGGAUUUAUAAAUGCUAUUUUUUAUUUUACUUUUAUAAUAAAAGGAAAAGUAAAUUGA
This is a messenger RNA of Lagenorhynchus albirostris (white-beaked dolphin), 4321 nucleotides long. RefSeq names its product nuclear factor kappa B subunit 1 (gene NFKB1). Gene Ontology annotation, molecular function: DNA-binding transcription factor activity, RNA polymerase II-specific; RNA polymerase II cis-regulatory region sequence-specific DNA binding; protein binding. Gene Ontology annotation, biological process: canonical NF-kappaB signal transduction; response to cytokine; regulation of transcription by RNA polymerase II. Gene Ontology annotation, cellular component: cytoplasm. NCBI's taxonomy places the organism in Eukaryota, Metazoa, Chordata, Mammalia, Artiodactyla, Delphinidae. Bases 583 to 3501 code for a protein of 972 amino acids. The record is from RefSeq and is a predicted model, not a curated record. The transcript has 24 exons.